Molecule: messenger RNA, 5993 nt
Organism: Drosophila kikkawai
Lineage: Eukaryota; Metazoa; Arthropoda; Insecta; Diptera; Drosophilidae
Source: RefSeq, a predicted model, not a curated record
AAUUUAUGGUGUGUAUAUAGUCGAUGGAAUCCUAAAGAAUAUUUCAGCGAGUGCAAAAAUAAUAAAUACAAAUACAAAUACAAAUAAAAUAAUAACCGCCAAGUGAGAAAGAUUUUUUUUUUUUGCGAAAACUGAACCUGUUCCAGCGUCUGGAUCCGGCGAUUGAGUUCGUUUGAUUGACGGCCAGAACGCUGCGCGUCAUGUUGUUGCUGCCAACGGAAAUGUGUCCAGCAGCAACAACAACAACAACUACAGACAACACUGAAAUUGCCCAACGAAAAAGUAAUUUGCGAAAAUCAUAAAAAAGUAGCGUAUAUGUAUAUAUAUAACUCCCGGCUGUAUAAAGUGAAUAUAUAUACAACCAGAUCUUAAGUGGAACACACACACAAAGGCCAAGCUGAAAGUCUUUUGGUUCACACCAAAUAAAAAACAAAAAAAAAAAUACAAAAUAGUUACAUAUUAAGCCAAGAAAACUUGGACCCGGCAGCAACACCCAGAACAACAAUUAUAAAUACAACUGGAGCAACAACAAUAACAACCAACAACAACCACAAGUGUCGUCGUCGUCGCAGGUUUCUUAUGCGCAAAAACCAUUCUGUGAUAUCUCAAGACCCAAAGAUGGCAUCCUUAACCUUGCAUUGGAUAGUUAUAGCUCUGCUAGCGGUGACGUCGCUGACGACGGCAGCGACGCCUGCGCCCACAACGGCAACGACAACAGCAACAACAACAGCAGCGACUGCGACACGGCAGCGUAGCGGCAGAGGACAAGGACAGUUACAGUUACAGUUACAGUUACAAGGACCGCGUCAGGGUCAGGGACAAGGUCAGGGUCAGGGUCACGCACUGGGCCUGGGCCUGGGAGGAGUGGCAUCAACGACAAGCACUGAGGCGCCAACGCUGCGGGCGCCACGCCAGCGUCGACCCCCGACGACGCAGUCGAUCGACAUAAUAGUAAGCUCAGUUCGCAGUCGCGGUCGCAGCAGCGCUCGCAGCAACAGCAACAGCGGCAGCAGCAGCACAACGCCGCUGCCCGUGACUACUGUUAGGCAGUGGCAGCGGCGACGCAGCAGCACCAGCAGUACAGCAAAAACACCAACAACAACAGCAGCAGCUGCUGAGGCAGCUGGUCGAUCCUCCAGGGAUCGGGGGAGUGUGCGAGGACUGCGCCAACCUCGGGAUACGCCGCUCCUGGACAGCGAGACCAGUGCCAGCAGCAGCAUCCGUCGCAGCUGGCAGGCACUGCCGUCGUACAGUUCCAGCUCCAACUUCAGCGUUCCCGCGGAUAAUACCAGCACCAGUGCCAGUGCCACUUCCAGUUCCAGCAUCAAUCGUGGCGCACUAAAAACGCCGCGCAUGAUCCAGCGACUGGUGGCUGGCCACAUUCACAAUGCCCAGGGCCACUCCACUUACGAGGUGUCAGCGGUGAGCGCCAACAGCUCCUCCUCCAGCUUUGUGCCCACCCCGACAAGCAGGACUACAACCACAACUCCAGACACAACCACAACCAGGACGACGACAACGACUACGGCGAGAGUGACUUCCCUGAGGGGCAAGGCGAGCAGCAGUUACAGACUGGCCAAGCCAUCGGUCAGGCCAAGACCGACCACGCCAGCAGCUGUUACGAGAUUCAGCCAUCCUCCAAGCACUUCCAGAUCCACAACCCCACUUCCCCCUGUUCCGUCUCCGGCAUCACCUUCUCCCGCAUCCAACGUCCCGUUAAGCUUCAGGGAGCAGGACGACGACGACGACGAGGCUCUGCUUAACGAACCCGACGACUUCGAUAACUGGGACAACGGCAUCCUGCGGCUGAGUGCUGGCUCUGGCAAGGAAGCGGAGGCUCCGGCCAAGAAGCCUCCCAAGGACGAGGCCAAGAAGACCCUGGCCGACCAAGUGAGGGAUGGAAAGUAUGGACUGAUCGAGAAGGAGCUGUUCCGGCGAGUGCCCAAGCGACCGGGAGUGCUGAGCUACGCUCGGAACUCCGAGGUGCCGCUGGACAACGAGCGCAACUACGGCGGCCUGAACGAGGAGGACAUCUGGCUGGCCGAGGAUCAUCUGCUGGUGAUCAAGGGCGGAGCGCUGAACGAGGAGGUGGAGGACAACCAGCAGGGUCCUUGGCCUGCCAUCGAUGACUACGAUGCGCCUGGGCGGCAGAUCAAGCUGCCGGACAAUCCGGCGGUGCCGCCUCCAUUUCCCGUGCAGCUCGAGCCGCACGGGCCGCUGCAGCUUAUCCGAGAUAAUCAACUCGAGGUCCUCCGUCCGGCGCCUGGCAAUGCAACGCUAUCCGCUGAGGCCGGCCACCACCAGGGCUACGCGGGCCCCGCCGCCGAAAAUCUCUCAUCGCAUCCUGCUGCCCGGACGGGAGCGCAAUCUCCGGCUGCAGCACCUGAGCCAGCUCGUCCGAAAGCCCCGGCCUACGUCUAUCCGGCGCCCUACGCCCCCUGGCUGCUCUACUCCAACGAUACGGGGCCGUCCAGGAGUCUGCUGAGGACCCCGCCGCUCCUGGGUCCCUGGUUGAUCAACGGGCUGAAUGGGAAUGGGUCACUCACAGGAGAUUCCCCGGGAAUACCCGGCAAUGUCAGCGAUUUCGACGAGGAUGACCCCUCGCUGUACUAUCCGCCGGCGUACAGUUUCGUCUACAAGAGCAACUACUCGAACCCAGUGCCGCCGGGACCUCUGGUUCCGGGAAUAGUCCUUCCCCCGCCACCAGAUCACUUCAGCCGACUGGAGACCACCCGGCGUCCACCGGCCUCAGGCAGUACCACCUUGACUAGUAGCACCACCAGCACUACAACCACCACCUCGACAACCACGGCCAGGCCUUCGGUGCCAUUGCCCACCAUUAGGACCUCCUACAAGCCCAAGUACAACGCCAUCACCUACCUGCCGCCGGCGCCCAGACAGAGUCCACCACCGACCAGCUAUGUGGAGCGAGUGCCAGUGCCCGUGGCCGUGCCCAUACCCAUCUACCCGGUCAACUAUACGCCCCGGCCGCAGCUUCUGUUCGUGCCCAGCUCCACGGAGAGCACGCUCCAGGACACGCCGCUAGACCCGCCGCUCUCGAAGUCGAAUCCCAUAUACUACGAGUACUUUGAGGCCAAGCGGCAGCCGGGCUCGAUCAAGUCCAAUGUCAUUGACGACUUUUUGGCCACCAAGCCACCAAAGCGCCACCAUCACCACCAUCAGCGGGAGCACCUGCAGCACUACAAGGCUUCGCCAAGUCCUUCUAAUGACGUGGCCGACGUGGUCAACAUUACGCCCAAGCCGAGGACCGCCCAGCUGCAGCUGCACGCAGAGUACGAGGCCUCGCUGGGACAGCUCCUGCGGAGCAAUCUAGUUUCGCCGCCGGCUGGAAGCGGUUCUGGGAGAUUCCAGGCACCCGACUUUGACAAACAGCCCUUUCUGCCCAUGGUGAACUACAGUGCUGACGAGCAGGACCAGAAUGCCUUCAAGGCCAUUGUCUACCAGCCACCUGGUCAGAGGCAGCGCCACCUAAGGGUGGGCAAGCAGCAGCUGCAGCUGGAGCCCAGCCUGGAUGCCUCGCCGCCGGAUUCCUAUCUGCCCGGACGGCACUUCCGAGUGGGCAAGCAGCAGCAACAGCAGCAGCAAGUCUUCGAGCCGCAGAUUUACAGCACCCCUGGACCGCAGUUUCCGGAGGAUCCCCAGCUCCGUCCACCGGCUCCGCUCCAAGGGAAUCCCUUGCAGUUCUGGCAGCGACCAGCGCCGCAGUUUAAGCGCGUGCGGCCCAGCAGCAAACAGGGACAUCCACAUGGGCCUCCGCUCCCGCUGUCCCCCCAGUACCCGCAGUACUAUGCUCAUGGCUAUCCAAGUGGUCCGGCCGCGGAGCCCCUCUACCGACUGGUGCCCGUGGCCCAGCACAAGCACUGGCGGAGCGGAAAGCCGCAUCAGGUGCAAUCGCAGCCCAUCCAGGUGCAGCCCCAGAACCAGGGAUAUCCCGACCGGAGCGUAAACUACGGCCACAGUCUGGCCAGUGACAUCCUGGUCAACUACAACACGAACAACCAGUUCAAUCCGCAGGCGGAGCUGGUGCCCCAGGCCCAGUUGGCGGCACCACCACCUCCACUGUCAUACCAGGCCCAGAGUGGCCAGCCUUUGUGGUCGGAAAGGGAGCGGGAACGGGAGCGAGAUCGAGAUAGGGAUCGGCCAGUGCGGCAUUCCCGGGAGCAGCAUCAGUAGGGAGUACCUAUCAUAGACGGGGGAUCAAAGUGUGAGGUAAUAUUAUCCCAGAGAGUAAGUGAGGGCAGAUCCUGCCCGAAAUGGAAACCAACACAGAUAUAAUCCCCAAAAGGGUGUACUUUAGAUCAGUGGUCCGAACAAUAACAUUACAGCACUACAAUACAUCAUAAUAUUUACACCAUAACACGAUAACACCGAUUCACCAAUUCACCAAUUACACCAAUACUUUACAUUACAUUGCAUCAUUACAUUACAUCAUUACACUGUACCAUUACAGUACACCAAUAUACAUUACACUUAUAUACUACAUUAAAAUAUUACAAUACACCAUUACACAUCAACAUUACAAUACACCAUAAUAUUACAGAAAGUGACCAAAGUGAUUGGGAAUGUUACUAUCAUUUUCUGCAACACAACACGAACCACUGUUUUAAAUAAUCAUUUUGGUAGUAAUUCAAAAAAAAAUUUUCAAAGUUAUGGUCAGGAUCAAGAAUUCCUUUGAAAAUGUAAUAAAAAAUUGUUCUUAGGCUAAAAGUUCGCCCUACGAAUUGUCAUUUUGUUGGUGUUUUGUGCACACAAUCGACCCAAUAGAAUCUUUAUAUAAUAACAAUAAUCGUUAUCACAACCAUCAUCAUGAUAAUGGUGGUUUCUAUGUCAUUGAUAAACGUAGUGUCAACAUGUGAUUUAUAGGGAGCCCAAUCCGCUAUCGAUGCAAAAUGGAAAUCUGUCAACUUUUCGCCAGAUAAUGGUUUCCCCUUUGACAGGGUCUCGUAUAUUGUGGUCUGGAUAUAAUCGAAAUUUUUAUGUAAUAACCAUUUUAUAUUAAAUAUAGUUUUUAUCUCCUAUGUAUAUUCAGUUUUCACUUUUUUGACUUGUUCUAUUUCCAGUAUUUAAUUAGUUAGGUUACUUUUUAUUUCCUUUUCUUAGCUGGGAGUUUUAUUUUUUGCCUGAAAGCAAAAUCAAUUAAAAAUCCUAUAUUUCCAGGAUUUCAUCGAUACCUAUUCAAUUUUGACUCUGGUUUUAUAUUCGAGUUUAUUUUGAGUUUUACUUUGAACAAUUACAAUUAGUUACAUUACGUAUAGCUGGUCAUGUAGGAUAAACCCCGAUUUGAUCCUGUUGCCCAUCCUCUCGUUUGCUAUCGAUAGCGGACUUCGAUAACACGAUAUCGAUAAAGACAAUUGAUAACGGGAUAUCGCCUAUUGCUGACUUCGUAGCAACACACAAACACACAUAUUUAUACCAUAAAUAAAUACGUACAUAAACAGAUAUACUCUCAAACCUAUGUAAAUAAAUAUAGAGUGUGCGCCAGAUAAUUCAGAUAUACGUAGUUAUUCGAGCGAUACACUUAGUCUUAGGGGCAAUAAAAAAUAUAUAUAUAUAUUUACAUAUACAUAUACAUAUAUACGUUAACGAUAUCUGUAGGAUAUUAUUUGAAAAUCCUUCGCGUAGAUAUAUCCUGCACAUACCAUGUAUUAUUUUUUUCUAUUUAUUGUAAUUCGUUUUUGAAUGUUUUCCAAAAUCAUUGCAAAACUUUGUAUAAAAGCCAUAACAACUAAGGUCACUAUAAGUUAAAAUACCGAUAUGCAACUAAUAAAAAAACUAUGCAUGUACGUUUUACAUACGAAUAAUAGCUAUAUUUAAUCGGAUUAAAUGUAUUCUAUUUUUUUUUUGUAAUUGUAAUCGUUGAAAAAUAAAUUUUUUAGAAGCAAAUUCUUAUUGUUCAAAUAAGACAAUGAAGCAAAAUGUAAAAAUAUGUAAUUAUAUGGGACCAAUAAUAUCAAUAUAUUCGAUUUUCGCGC